ACGUCGAUAUUGAGACAUACGUUCAUGAUAAAACUGAAGCCAGACAUGUGCUCCUUGGCAAAUAACCGAGUUUCAUGAGUGGGUAAUACCCUCGGGAAAGAAGUUGAUGCCAACCAUGUAUCAACUCCACGCAACUCUAUUACCCCUCGUUCUAACUCUAUUUUUUAUCCUGUCAGUCGAGGUCGCAGACGUGAGUGCACCACCACGAGAACAAGUGAAGAGGGCCUUCCAGACAGUGGGGGAAUUCCUAAAGGAUGAUGCGGGUAGUAUUUGGUUAGCAAGCGUGUCACAGCAUCAAGAUGAACCCCUAACUACUGGAGAAUUAAUGCGAAUAAUAAUAAAUUCAGUGAGAUCCAAUGGUGGUGUCGGUAAAGCCGCGGGAAUUAUCUCUCUCGCCCUGGAGCACCAGAAAACGGGUGGAAAAACUAAUGAAUCAUUGAUGGUUGAGCCUGAGGGAUUAGAGGAAUUAAUCGAAACUAUCGCAGACAGGGAGGACGUAAUUUGCCUCUAUCGAGCGCGUCUCAAAGGGAUGACUAGGAAAGUGCAGAAUUGGAAGAAAACCCUGAAGAGCAGUGUCUACCUUGAUUAUACCUCAUAUCUCGCCUUAGAUACGGGUAAUCGAUAUAUCUUAUGUCUGAAAAGAAAUGAAUUCUCGACAGAUGCAAAUACAACUGCAACAACCGAAGAAACUGAAACGACAGAAAGGAUAAGCUUUAAUCCAACGACUGAAAUCCCCGGGAAAACUUCGUCAAUUCUUCUUGAAAUACUUUUUCAAGAUAUUUUAAUAAAUUCGCGAAAUAGAACACUGAGAUCUCCUGAGGAAACAGAUAUAAAUAAAUCAUUAAAUAAUGAAGGCGGGCAAACUUUGAGGACGGAUUCACGGAAUUCUAAUGAAGAUUGUCGUAAUUCGAAUUCUUGUAAUUCUCCAAUUUCCUCUGAUUCAUUUGGAUUUCCCUUCAAGCCCAUUGAAUCCCUGUCAACAGAUAAAUCCCGAGACGCGGAUGAGGAAGUGUCGAAGGAGAUUGCGACUAGAUCUAGGCCGUUCACUCGAGAACGUCAUAAAUCAAUAAAGGAAAAAAUUAAUGGAGAUAUUCUCUGCAGUCGAGAGAUGCACAGAUUGCUCUGUCAUCACCAUGAGAAUUAUCUUGGAGACAAUAACUUUAGAGAUUACCGCAAUAAAUCUACUGUGGAUGUCUCAAACUCCGGAGAAUCAGCCACUCGGAGAGAUCCAUCGCAUGAAUCACAUAAUUAUGUCUUAUACAUUUGCCCAUUCGCCAGAAUUUGUAACGGGAUAAAAAUUUCGGAGAGGUCGCAAGAAUUAAUGAAUAUUCCUCAGCAUUUGCUGAGGAAUAUGGAUAAUCAGGUGAGAUUAUUGAAUCCACCAGUAGAACAUCUUCGAUAUUUACGCGAUGGAAAUGGAAUUCUGAAGAAUUUACAUGAUAAUGGGAUUUUAAAGCGCUUGGGGCAUUCCAAACACAUGAAUACGUAUUUCGUACUGAGGAGAAAUGGUGAGGAUGAUAGGGAGAAUUCGAAACCAUUGGGUUUUGGAGAUCAUCAGAAUGUUAUCUCGAUGCGACAGCCUGUCAGACCUUCGUCAGAAUUUGUUGCCGGUCAGUUUCUCGGAGGUGGGUAUAAGUUUCUGUUUCCGUUUCUGGACCCGCAGAAUCUUCGGAAAGCCCGGGCUCUCUGUUUCAAACAGAUUGACACGACAAGGGACCGGGAAAAUGACAAUCCCGAGGGUCGAGGGAAAGAGAAUCCGCUGAGUCUCAAAAUUAUCGUCGAUAAACCGUCGAGAGAGCCCCUGAAACUGUCAAUUUACACUGCGCUUGAUUCACAAAUUGAGGUUUAUCACGGUAACGAUCGUUAUGGGAAUGACAUUAACCACUGGCAAUUAAAAAAGUUUAGACAUGCUUACGAAAGUUCCCAGGGGGGGGAGGUGGGUUCAUUAAUUAGAGAAGUUGCGGAACGGAAUUAUGGAAAUAAUUUUGAUGCAUUCCUGAAUUUAUUGACUUCGGAUGAUUAA
Molecule: messenger RNA, 2023 nt
Organism: Fopius arisanus
Lineage: Eukaryota; Metazoa; Arthropoda; Insecta; Hymenoptera; Braconidae
Exons: 2
Coding region: 107-2023 (638 amino acids)
Source: RefSeq, a predicted model, not a curated record